AUUUGUAGGGAAUUACUCUCGACAAUCUUCCAGUAGAAUUUUAUCAAAAUAAUUUUUAACUAUAUUUAAUUGUAAAAUAAUGUAAUAAAUUUUAAAAUAAUAAGAUUUAAUAUAAAUUAAUACUAUAAAAUAAUAAGAAUGUGAAUAAAAAGUGAAUGGACGAUUUUGAGGAUUUCCAGGUAACUCGCUUACCAAAAUCUACCAAAUCUUCUCAUAACCAUAACUAUAAAUAUGCUGAGGAGAAUUAUUCCAAAGUUUCUGAUCCGGAUGUGGAUUCUGCUAUUAUUCGUGAUUCUCAUCUGAAUAAUAGUAUUCUAGAUCACAUGUGGUAUGAUAGAGAUGAUGACAGUUGUAUGAUGUACAAUAAUUACGAUGAGGAGAAUUCAUAUUACCUGGAAUCGAGGGAGAGGAAACGCUUAUCUCAACUUCCACACACUUCUCAACUUGUAAACACUAGAAUUAUCAAUAGCGCUGGGAAAUUUGGUGUAAAAAAGUCACAAAAACAUAUCGAUGAUAAUUUGUGGGAGUUGGAUAGACUCCGGCAAGGUGGCGGCGGAAGUAAAUUUGCUAAUGCUGAGCUGGAACAAUUAAGAGCUUCAAAUGUACACAAAGAUGAAACUAAGAAGAUUGUACUGGUGAGGAAUAUUAUUCCACCGUUUAUUUAUGAAGUUUAUAACUGUAAUAAUUCUACUGACCAGUUAACUGAUGAGUUAACUGAGGCUGGUGAUACUUUUAAUGAUAUAUAUAAUAAAUUUUUAAAUCAAUCUGUUUCCACUGUGAAGGAUCCCACUUCAGAUAUCGCACUAAUGGCUAAAAAAGGUAGUCAAAUCCUAAGACAAAUGAAAGAUGAACUUGAACGCUCAUCCACCAGAACACGAUUCUGGGACCUCACCAAUUCCAAAAUAGGCAAUCUCAUCUUCAAAAAUAAUAACAGAGUUGGUAAUAGUAUGAGUAAUAGUGGUAACAAUAGUGCUUCUGCUACAGGUGAUAGAAGAGGAUAUAUGGAAAAUGAGGAGAAGGAAGGUGAGGAGGAAUUGAAGAAGAUUAAAGAACAUUUAGAAUCUGUACGAAAAUCAUUACCAGUUUACCAGCACAAACAUGAAAUCAUCUCGCUCAUCAAACAAUUUCAAGUGAUAAUAUUGGUUGGUGAGACUGGGAGUGGUAAGACAACUCAGUUGCCCCAAUAUUUAUAUGAGAGUGGGUUUGGUGAUAAGGGCAUAAUAGGUUGUACGCAGCCUCGUAGAGUAGCUGCAAUGAGUGUUUCUAAGCGUGUAGCAAGUGAAAUGGGUUCAAAUCUGGGUGACACUGUCGGCUACACAAUCCGCUUCGAAGAUGUAACUAGCAGUAACACUAGAGUCAAAUUCAUGACUGACGGAAUAUUACUGAGGGAAUCACUAAUGGACUCAGAUUUGGAUAAAUAUUCAGUGGUAAUCAUGGAUGAAGCACAUGAGAGAAGUCUUAACACUGAUGUUCUAUUUGGUAUUUUGAAGUCAGUUUUAACUAGGAGAUGGGAUUUCAGACUCAUAGUCACUAGCGCCACUAUACAGGCAGAUAAGUUCUCAGCCUUUUUUGGUAACUGCCCAAUAUUCCAUAUUAAAGGUAGGACGUACCCCGUGUCCAUAGAGUAUAUGAGAAGUAUUUCUAAUGACUAUGUUGACUCAGCUGUUGAAAAAUGUAUUUCUAUACAUAUUUCACAACCACCCGGUGAUAUUCUCAUCUUCAUGACAGGACAAGAUGAUAUUAAUAUCACCUGCGAACUCCUCGACACUAAACUAUAUAAACUCAUCCAAUCCAGUUCUUCAGGGUUGAUACAAUUGUAUGUGGUGUUGCCGAUAUAUUCGACAUUGCCUAUAGAGUUACAGCAGAAGGUAUUUAUGAAGUACCCAUACAGGAAAAUCAUCGUCUCCACCAAUAUCGCCGAAACCUCAAUCACUUUCGAAGGAAUUCGCUAUGUGAUUGACAGUGGUUAUUGUAAAUUGAAGGUGUAUAAUUCAAAGAUUGGAGUGGAUUCGCUGCAAAUAUGUCCGAUAAGUCAGGCUGGAGCUAAUCAGAGAAGUGGAAGAGCUGGUAGAACAGGUCCUGGCGUAUGUUACAGAUUAUAUACUCAGAGAAUAUUCAUCAAUGAUUUAUUCGAGAAUAAUAUUCCAGAAAUUAAGCGAACUAACUUGUGUAACGUUGUUCUCUUGUUAAAGUCGCUGAAAAUUGUUAAUUUACUCUCAUUUGACUUUAUCGACCCACCCUCAAUUGAAGCUAUUCUUUCCGCCAUGCUACAAUUAUAUAUCCUAAACGCCAUUGAUGAACUUGGUGAACUAACUCCUAUAGGAAAUAAGAUGGUACAAUUCCCACUGGAACCUUCUUUAUCUAAGAUAAUAAUAACGGCAAUAGAUUUAAACUGUUUGGAUGAGUUAUUGACAAUUGUGAGCGUGUUAUCAUCUCCGAAUAUUUACUUGGUUGAAAAUACAAUUGACAAGGAGAACCCCAGUAGUCUAGAACGUGAGAAGUUCAUGAUCCCAGAGUCUGACCACUUAUCACUUCUCAACGUGUAUAACAAUUGGAGAAAUAAUAAUUACUCUCAAGCGUUCUGCUCACAGUAUAAACUACAAUACAAAUCACUCAAACGCGCCAAAGAAAUUAAAUCACAACUCCAAGACAUUGUAGACCUCAAAUACAAACACAUAAAACAAACUGACUCGGAUGGAACGGGUGACAGGUUGAUUGAUGUGGUUAGUAGAAUAGUUGAUAUGAAUAGUAAAGAAGACUUAGUACGUCUAUGUGUUUGUAGUGGUUAUUUUAAUAACGCGUCAAAGUUGAAGGGGUUUGGCGAGUAUUAUAAUUUAAGGAGUUUUAUACCAUGCUUUUUACACCCAACUUCAGCACUCUACGGCAUGGGCUAUACUCCAGAAUAUGUCGUUUACCACGAAGUUGUCAUUACCACUAAAGAAUACAUGAGAUUUGUUACUACCGUCGAACCCGAAUGGUUAUAUGAACUCGCUCCCAACUUUUUCUACCUCAAAAAUUUUGAGAUGUGUGAGAUGGUGCAGAAGAGUAGGGACAGGAUAGAGAAUAAGCGGCUAUUGCAGGAUUUGAAGAUUAAGAAGAACGUCAUUGACACUAAACCCAAAGAAGUUAAAAAGGAUUUCGUACAAUUCGGUACCAAAAAACGAAAUAAACACAGAUAAUCUC
Molecule: messenger RNA, 3183 nt
Organism: Theileria parva strain Muguga
Lineage: Eukaryota; Apicomplexa; Aconoidasida; Piroplasmida; Theileriidae
Gene: DHX38
Product: Helicase associated domain (HA2) family protein
Exons: 6
Coding region: 156-3179 (1007 amino acids)
Biological process (GO): mRNA splicing, via spliceosome
Cellular component (GO): spliceosomal complex; intracellular anatomical structure
Molecular function (GO): RNA binding; ATP binding
Source: RefSeq, a predicted model, not a curated record